Lecanosticta acicola is the source of this 1729-nucleotide messenger RNA. The record is from the annotation of a GenBank genome assembly. Lineage: Eukaryota; Fungi; Ascomycota; Dothideomycetes; Mycosphaerellales; Mycosphaerellaceae.
AUGCGGCUCUCGCUCUCUGCUUUGCUGUUCGCCGGUAUGGCGCUGGCCAAGGACUUGAGACACCCUCGAAUGGGCGGGCCCGAGAUCAAGGCACGAGCGCCGACCGCGCCAUCAUACAAGCUGCCGACGUCGACAGAUUCGCCAAAGCCCAUCAUCCCAGAGACGAAUGCUACGAAGAAGUUCAAGGUUGACGGCACUAAGAUUCCAGACGUGGACUUCGAUAUCGGAGAGAGCUAUGCUGGUCUGCUCCCCAUCUCGGACAAGAAGAAUGUCAGCGAGCUGUACUUCUGGUUCUUCCCUUCCGAGAACGCAUUAGCUGGCGACGAGAUCCUCAUUUGGCUGAAUGGAGGUCCCGGAUGCAGUUCUCUUGAGGGAUUGCUACAGGAGAACGGGCCCUUCAUUUGGCAAUACGGCACGUACAAGCCUGUUAAGAAUCCCUACACUUGGGUCAAUCUUACCAACGUCGUCUGGGUGGAGCAGCCUGCUGGAACCGGAUUCAGUCAGAAGAAGGGCACGCCUUCUGCGACGAAUGAGAUUGAGGUUGCAGAGCAGUUCCUGGGUGCGUACACUGAUGAGAGAGGGAGAGACACAGCGAGUACGUUCGUCCUGAGCUGACGCAACAUAGGCUUCUGGAAGAACUUCAUGGACACAUUCGGUCUGCACGGCCGCAAGGUCUAUAUCACCGGAGAGUCGUACGCUGGGUACUAGUAUGUGCUCAACUCGGUUUCGAGACAGGACCUGAACUGACAUAUGUUCCAGCGUUCCUUACAUCGCAGAUGCAAUGCACAACGCUACGGAUACCGAGUACUACAACAUUGAAUCCAUCAUGUUCUACGAUCCAUCGACUUCCUACGACGUUGUCCAAGAUGACAUUCCUACCGUUCCAUUCGUCGAGUACUGGCAGCCACUCUUCAGUUUCAACAAGACAUUCAUGAGCAGUCUCCAAGCGCGACACGAGAGCUGCGGGUAUGCUGCAUUCCUGGAGGAAGCAUUUACGUUCCCGCCUACUGGUCCCCUGCCCACACCUCCAGACGUCAACGAACUGAAUGAUACCUGUCGCUUGUGGAACGACGUCACAAUUGCAGCGCCGCUCAUCAACCCAUGCUGGGACGUAUACCAAGUCGCGACGACGUGCCCUUUGCUAUGGGACGUUCUAGGGUUUCCCGGCUCGUUCUCUUAUCUCCCAGAAGGAGCUUCGAUUUACUUCAACCGCACAGAGGUGCAGAAAGCGAUCAAUGCACCUGUGCAGGAAUGGGAAGAAUGCUCGAGCGGCGUUCUGGACCAAGACACGAGCCCACCUUCGGGUCUCAGCGUCCUUCCUCGCGUGAUCGAGAAGAACACAAAGACCAUCAUCGGCCACGGAAUGUUGGAUAUGAUUCUCAUCAUGAACGGCACGAUUGUCAUGAUCCAGAACAUGACAUGGAAUGGAGCACAAGGCUUCUCGGUCGGCCCUAGCGAGUGGCAGGACUUCUACGUCCCGUACCACAGCGAAUUGAGCGAAUCCUCGCUUGCCGGCGCCGGUGUCUUCGGACAAUGGCAUACGGAGCGCGGAUUGACCUUCGCAACGGUCGAUCUCUCAGGCCACAUGGUACCUCAAUACGCACCCAGCGCGGCGUAUCGCCAGCUUGAGUUCUUGCUGGGUAGAAUUGAUAAUCUGGGUGAGGUGUCCGAUUUCACCACUCAGACGGGAAAUUUCGGCAACGACAACGCAACGAUGAAGAUGUUUUAG